Molecule: messenger RNA, 2271 nt
Organism: Meyerozyma guilliermondii ATCC 6260
Lineage: Eukaryota; Fungi; Ascomycota; Pichiomycetes; Serinales; Debaryomycetaceae
Exons: 1
Coding region: 1-2271 (756 amino acids)
Biological process (GO): regulation of transcription by RNA polymerase II; DNA-templated transcription
Cellular component (GO): chromatin
Molecular function (GO): DNA-binding transcription factor activity, RNA polymerase II-specific; RNA polymerase II cis-regulatory region sequence-specific DNA binding; zinc ion binding
Source: RefSeq, a predicted model, not a curated record
AUGCAAGAUAAUUACGUAUGUGAAGAAACUGGCUGCGGUAAGUGGUUCUCCCGCUCUGACCAUCUAGCGCGUCACAAAACUACGAUCCAUUCUCCAAAAGUCUUCUUCUCUUGCCAUUGGCCAGGUUGCGUCAAAAAAUUUGUAAGGAAAGACGUCCGAGAUAAACACGAAGGAAGGCACCGUGUAAGGGAAGAACGGCGCCGAAACUCCAGAAAAAUAGGUGCUAAACAUGAAGAAUUGUCCGAGAAUUACAAUAUAGAAGCUCAAACGAGUUUGGGGGGCAUGGUCAUACCCAACGCCUUGGAUCCUUCUUCCCCCACAUUUUUCAAGCAGAGUGGCCACAACGUCCGUAGCCUGGCCGAGGAGACGGCGGAGCUCUCUACAGUUGAUGGAACGAUUUCGGGACAAAUAGACUUUGCGUUAAAGCCUCCAGAUUUAACGCAGUGGCUCUUCAACGAUGAAUCGUUUCUUCUUCAAAGUGGCAAUUCUAGUCCAACCAAUACCUACCUUGCAGCUCUUGACUCCCAAACUGAAAAAAUGUUGGAAGAUGCGUUUUGCAUAUCACCAAACUUCCCAAAUCCUAACUCACAGGUCAGCGUUGACGACCUCGUUGUUGAGAAAAUGAUUUCAUACGUUCCAGCCUUGGCUCAACUCGGAUUCAGCUCCGCCAAAGCAGAGAGAACAUUAUCUAUUUACUGGGACUUCUUUCAUGUCCAGUUCCCUAUUCUACAUAAGCCCUCCUUCAACACCUCAGCCGCACAUCCGUUACUCCUCUUGAGCAUGGUCAUGAUCGGCGCUGCGAUGUCCCCAUACUCCGAAAACGAUGAAUGGCCAGUCCUAGGAGAUUCCCGGCAACUCUUAGAGACAAUUGCGUUUCCCCUUCGAUGGCUCAUUAGCUCCUCCGAUGAGUUUUGCUCGCCAGCAAAGCCAUGGAUUCUUCAAAGUUUAAUAAUCCUUGAAACUUGCGAGAUUUUGUUUUCCAAUAGAAGGCUACACGAGCGUGCUUACUUACAUCAUGGUGUCAAAAUGCAGCUUUUGCGUAGAAGCCCUCUACUUGGAGGUGAUCCCUUAAAUCGAACUAACGAUGAUAUCGAACUCACAGAGGAGAAAGACGCAUGGAAGAGGUGGAUAGAAGUGGAAUCUCUUAAUCGGGUUGCAUUGGUCUCAUUUUAUUUGGAUACAGUGAACGCUACAAUAUUUGGGCAUCAAAUAGUACUCUUUGCCCAUCAGAUCAAACUACUGAUGCCUUGUGACGAUGUGCUCUGGGAGAUGUCAAGCAUCGACAAGAAUAACCCUCCUCCUCAAGCCGAAACGCCCAAGUUCAUCACUGCUCUCACAAAGCUCUUGCAUCAAGAAAAAUUAGAGGUAGGAGCAUUGGGAAAGAAAAUACUACUAGCAGGUCUACUCAGUAUCAAGUUUCAAAUGGAGCUUAAGGAUCUUGAAGUUACUUUUCUUGACUGGAAGUCUGUAAAAGAAUCCUGGAAAGAUACCAUUUACCGAGCGAUAGAAGUUUGGCGUGACGAUAUUUGUCAAGAAGACUGUUGCGAUUCACGAAAUGCAUACUACUUGCCAGUUCAACCAGAUGCAGAUGUGCCUAGUCCAUUCCUGUCCUCCAAUACUGGAUGCAAAUAUCCAGCUUAUCAUAUCUGUCAGACGUUCAUGGGAAUUAAGCAGUACGACUGUAUCAUAUACGUCGGAGCUUCCAACCGAAUGAAUGUGAAGACAACAGAGAAGGAUUACCAAGUUGUCAAAGAGCGUAUUCAGGCAUGGGCAAAUUCUUUGAAGGGUAGGAUAUCUGUAUUACAUUGUUAUAUGUUCUUGCAUGAGCUACUUUUCAACGGGAAUGAGAAAUUGUUGUACGAUCCUGCUACUGACCCUAUUUUUCAUCGUCCCAACGUCGUAGCUUCGUCCUUAUUCGUCAUCUGGUCUUAUAACUAUUGCCUUUUUGGACCUGAAUCUGAAAUAAGUAUUGGAUCCCAUGCUCCAGAUAAUGUUGUCAAGAUACGAGAAGAUGGUUAUGCAUACAUAAAACGGAUAUGCUCCCAUUUGCGUGACAUCACACCGGAAGGCAUUUUAUCGAACCGGUUUCUUGAUCUUUAUGCGGAAGCACUCGAGAGUUUGACAAACACUCAUUGCAUGGCGGGCUUAAUAGCACUUUUCAAGGAUCGGUUCAAAUAUUGCCAGUCGGAGGUAUGUCGAGAAUACGCGGGACUACUUGAAAAUUGUAUGGCCCGCAGUAUGGGGCAACCUAGAAAGAAAUAUGGUAUUUAG